Candidozyma auris is the source of this 1032-nucleotide messenger RNA. RefSeq lists its product as uncharacterized. NCBI's taxonomy places the organism in Eukaryota, Fungi, Ascomycota, Pichiomycetes, Serinales, Metschnikowiaceae. The coding region runs from base 1 to 1032 and encodes 343 amino acids. The record is from RefSeq and is a predicted model, not a curated record. The transcript has a single exon.
AUGCUGUCUCCCAACUUAGAGGAGACAGAUAAUGGAACAAUCAAGGAGCCCGCGAACUUCGUGAUUCGUCCGCAAAGCGAAAGUGAGGACAAUCAAUCAGGAAGAUCACGACUGACCACUCCAGGGCUAGAAAGCGAUAACCACAAAGGAAACGGCAGAACGCAGCCACAGCUACAAGCUUCGCAAGCCUUCAAAAGACCGAGGAAAUGGCUUGAAGAGGACGAUGAACUUGAUCCAGAAAACCCUUUGGGUCUCGAAAGGGGGCGGUAUAAGAAGCGAGUUCCUUCAAAAGUCAUUGACCGUCUUUGGACUAAACUAGAACCAGAUCUGUUCAAGUCACUCGAUAGGAUUUUCAGCAUUGCCCUCAACAAAGUACUCGAAAGGUAUAAGGGCUCUACAAAUGAACAGUAUAAGAUCGCCGAAGCGCAGAAAGUACUCUCCCAACACUGGACUAGCGAUAAACUUGCGAAGUCUUUCUUGGCCAGACUAAAAGUGACUAAACUACCGCCCGUAAAGUCUCUACUGGUAAAAUUACGGGGUGUGAAAGCCGAUCCGCAUAAUAAUCUUGAUAUCGAUCAAGCUCAACGCAAGAAAGCAAUGUACGAAGCAUACCUUCUGGCAGAGAAUCAACAGCUUCAAGAGCUUGAGGCUUACUACAAAUCAAUAAAAAGAGCCUUCGAUGAUGAUACAAAGUAUUUGGAAGAGUUCAAGAAGACAACAGCGUCAAUUCAGGCACUGGAUGCCCGAGAUAUGGAACAGAAAAAGAAGGACUUUCGACUAGAUGAGGCCCGUUUAGCGGACGACAUCAAUCUCAGUAAUAUUCCAACACAUAUUCCGAAAGAAUUUGCAAACAUUCAUUUUGAGCCAAACAAAGAUCCUGACGUCAGACAAUUGCUUGAGAAUACCCAACGGUGUCUUCGAGAACUUGCUCCUCAAGAAGAAUUGCGCGAGCUUCUUACGAUCUGUGAUGAGCUUGACGAGUUUCAAAGCAAACUUGAUAGUGGCAGAAUGUUCAGUGUGCAUGGUAAAUGA